AUAUUGUAGAUAAGGAUGGGUACUGGGGAUUUAGAAGCCGAAUAUUCACAAUUCGUUCUCUCUGAACAUCAAUGUGUACCUCAAGGGGAAUCCUCCAUGUUUUCUACAACCUCUAGUAACAUCACCAGUAAAUAUUACGACACAAUAAAAGAAACUGAAAGACGGCGCAUCAUCGGGACUCUGAUACGUCUUUUAAUUAGCCGCGCUCCCUUUCCAACGCGAUAUGAUGAUAUAAAAUGGAUCAUUAAGGAUAAUGUGCACGAAAAUGUAAAGCCAGUAAUGUACAAUUGUUUAAUUGAGGACAUUAAACAUGUUUUGAGCAAAUCAUUUGGUCUUCUACUUUAUGAUAUAAGAACCGGGGGAGGUAAACGUGAAUUCUUUCUAAAGCAGUCCUUGGCAUUUCACAGACAUGAUCUUUUGAUCAAUGAUGAAGAUGAUCAUGAGAUUCGCGGUUUUUUGUUGUUGCUAGUGCCAUGCUUAAAGACAUGCCCUGCUGGACUUACAUUAGACCGCAUUUGUGAUAUAUUUAAAAAAAUCGGUAAAGGUCACUUGGCACCUCGAAGUCCAGGUGAACAAGACGAUCUUAAGGCGGCGCUCCGUACAACGCGAAGAAGAAGGGAGGUCAAACGUCGCAUAUCAGAAUUUAGUAGCCUUUUGGACUAUCUUGUCUAUGCCAAGGAUUUGGGAUACCUGAACAUUUUUAUAGAUGCCAAUAAGGGUGGCAACCUUGAUGCUAUAUAUAUUCAAGCAGGGCAAAGAUUGAACAUUGAAUUUGAACAACAAUCGUACAUGAACCAACUUAACACCCUUGUAAUGGACGGGCCUCUAAAACGAAGUUUAGGCAUAUUUUUUGAAACAUGAUAAGCGCAAGACAAUGUCGUUUUCUGAAAUACCAC
Messenger RNA from Babesia bovis T2Bo, 896 nucleotides. RefSeq lists its product as uncharacterized. Lineage: Eukaryota; Apicomplexa; Aconoidasida; Piroplasmida; Babesiidae. The transcript has 9 exons. The coding region runs from base 16 to 861 and encodes 281 amino acids. The record is from RefSeq and is a predicted model, not a curated record.